CCCGUCUCUUCCCCCCUGCUCCUCUUUCUGCGCAACCUCCAUUCAACACGGCUUCAAUUCGCAGCAACUCUCUCCUCGUCCUCUCCGCAUCUCUACGCUCUCUCUGUCUCUCCCCACUCCAUAUAGCAGCCAGUCAUCACUCUCGGUCCCGUGCCCAUCUUCUCCUCUCGUCUCUCUCGCUUUCUGGGUGAUCCAUCCACGGACGGCGACCCAAGAAGACUAGAGAGUUCGCGGUGAGAUCAUGCCGGCUGGGGUUGGACGGCCACGGCGAGGCUCCAGCAAGGAGCAGAAGGCGGCAGCCAACAGAGAUGGCAUGGAAGAGGAGAUGGCAGGUCUGAGCCUGAGCGACUUCGAGUUCUUCAAGAUCUUGCUCCCUGGCAUGUACGAGGAGGCACUGAGGCUGCCCAAUAAGUUCGUUCAGGAGCUCGGAGCUCGCCGGGACUUGAAGCUGCGGCUCGCCGGCGCAGGGAUGCCUCUGUGGGACGUGGAGGUCUUCGCCGACGAGAAGCGCGGCGACGUGUACCUCGCCCAAGGCUGGAAGAAGUUCGCCCGCGCCCACGACCUGCGCGACGGCUACGUGCUCGUCUUCCGCUACGACGGCGGCGCCGCCACGCUCGCCAUCACGGUCUUCGACCGGAGCACGUGCCGCAAGCAGUACGUGCACGCCGGCGCCGCUGGCGGCGGGAAGGCCGGCCGACGGUCGCUGGCCAUCGCCGAGCCGUCGCAGUUCACCGUGAGUCUGAGGCAGUGCAACCUGGGAACGAAGCAGAACCAGUACCUGAACGUGCCGGUGGAGUUCCAGGACGCGCACGGGUACGCGCGGCGGCGGCGGGUGGAGCUGCGGAUGGGCGGGCGGUCGUGGUCGGUGAACCUGAAGCGCGGGAGGCGGGCGCUCGGGGACCGCACGGCGCUCAAGUACGGGUGGCACCAGUUCUGCGUGGACAACGGCCUCGAGGUCGGCGACACCUGCUUCUUCAAGGUGAUCCGCGAGGGCCCCUGCGUCGACGACGACGACGACGAGUGGGAGGACGAGUGGGAGGACGACGAGCACGUGCUCCAGGUGGAGGUGCGCAAGAAGGACGGCACCAUGCUCACCUGAUCUGAUCUCGUCGCGUCACGACGGCCGAUGCUGCUGAUGAUGAGCAAUUUAAUAACCUAGUAAUCUACGUGCUUUAAUUUGGCCGGCUUCCAUGUUAUGUGGAAUGACUUGUUGGCGACAACUAGGAUUUCUAUUCUGACUGCUGAUGAAUUAGAUUGUUCGUUCUGAAGCUGUCAGUAAAGACGAUCUCUGCUCUGAAGUUA
Messenger RNA from Setaria italica (foxtail millet), 1302 nucleotides. RefSeq names its product B3 domain-containing protein Os03g0212300. The record is from RefSeq and is a predicted model, not a curated record. The coding region runs from base 242 to 1099 and encodes 285 amino acids. Gene Ontology annotation, molecular function: DNA binding. The transcript has 6 exons. Lineage: Eukaryota; Viridiplantae; Streptophyta; Magnoliopsida; Poales; Poaceae.